Molecule: messenger RNA, 3044 nt
Organism: Epinephelus moara (kelp grouper)
Lineage: Eukaryota; Metazoa; Chordata; Actinopteri; Perciformes; Serranidae
Gene: tspan11
Product: tetraspanin 11
Exons: 9
Coding region: 375-1139 (254 amino acids)
Cellular component (GO): membrane
Source: RefSeq, a predicted model, not a curated record
GCUGCUUCUGCUCUGGAGCUCAGCGACUUCCAUCCUCAGUUCUGUGAGGAAACCUUCCGCCUUUUGCUUUGUUGCUCUGUACCUCUCCUCAAUCAGCUCAACCAGCUCGGCCUGGCUUCUCUGGAUGGAGCGGAUCAGCUGCUCGUUUCUGAGUGUGAAUUCCUGUUAAUGCCUGCCAACGUUGAUAAAUACGAGCUGCACCCAAAGGCAGCACAGACACAGACCUGCUGUCGGACACCCUGAAUGCAACAAGCUUGACUGGACCAAACGCUCACAGCUGCAGUGCUGUCCACUGUGUCCUGACGGCAGCAGCAACAAAACGAGGGUUUAUAUCCGCACCAAACCUUGGUCUGAGCUGAACAGGAGGAAGGAAGAUGUCGGCGGUGUAUAAAGACGACCAGGAGGACUGGCUGACAGUGUGUCUCAAGUACCUGCUCUUUGUUUUCAACUUUCUCUUCUGGGUGGGCGGAGCUGCUGUUCUGGGCGUAGGAGUCUGGACACUGGUGGAGAAGAGUGACUACUUGAGUCUGUUGGCCUCCAGCACUUUUGCUGUCUCAGCGUAUAUCCUAAUCCUGGCCGGCAGCCUGGUGGUGGUUACAGGCUUCUUGGGCUGCUGUGCUGUCAUCCGGGAGCAGAAAAGCUGUCUGUCCACGUAUUUCUUCUGCCUGCUGUUGAUCUUCUUGAUUGAACUGGUGGCUGGAGUACUGGCUUAUGUCUAUUACCAGAGGCUGAGUGAGGAGCUGAAGCAGCAUCUCAACCAGACGAUGACAGAUAACUACGCCCAGCCCGGGAGGGAGGCCAUCACAUUAGCUGUGGACAGACUACAACAGGAUUUCAAGUGCUGCGGCAGCAACAACUCCCAUGAUUGGACGAUGAGUGUGUACAUUUCAUCGAAGCAGGCAGACGGCAGGUUGGUGCCUGACAGCUGCUGCAAGACCAUCACCCCUCACUGUGGCAAGAGAGACCACCCCUCCAACAUCUACAAGGUGGAGGGUGGUUGCAUCACUAAGCUGGAGCAGUUUCUGGCCGACCACCUGCUGGUCAUCGGCGCCGUGGGGAUAGGAGUGGCUUGUCUGCAGGUCUGUGGGAUGGUGUUCACCAGCUGCUUGUACAGAAGGAUCAAGAUGGAGCCUUACUGAGCACACCAGGCCCCACAACACACCACCUUCAACAGGCAGAUGGAGCAAUGACCUGCUGACACCUUAACUCCGAACUCUGAAUCAUGAACUCUGACCUAAGCCAAGUGCACAGACACGUUCCAGGGCACCCACAUCGCAGUCAGAAACACAGUGCCACUGCUAGACAGGCAGAAGAAUUUGGCUCUUCUUGUACUUGUGUGACAAAGCACUUAAAUCCAGGCUUAAACAUUUCUGAAACCUGACUGCGAUCUCGGCCCACUGGAACAGCACGUCUGUUCGCAUCACUGCCUUGGCUUAGAUGCACGCUUCUGUUUGAGCAGGACAAAAGAAAGGGACGUAGCCGUAAUACAUUCUCUGUUCAACUAAUGAUGAUCCAAAGAUUACACAGUUUACACUGCUGUUGAAGAAAGGUAUUUGUCUGGAUGUAUAUUUUGGAAACACAAUGUGCCUCUUAAACAAGUCUGCUGGUGAAUAAUUACUAAUUUUGUGCCUGAAAUCUCAAAGGGAGCUGACAAUGCACUGUGAUAAACGAUAUCUUUAUAUUUGUAGUUAUGUCUAUAUUCCUGAAAGUAGCAGCACUGAAUGUUGAACUAUAGCGUCGUUAUUGACUUUAAAUGUACGGCUACAAACAUAAGGACAUGCUCAGACAGUCUUAAGAAAAAGAAAAGUCAUUUUCUCCAAUGGUUGCCAGAUUCCUGAAUCUAUAACUCCACCUAGUGGUUGCCACUGGUCAUGUCCUGUACUGUGUGUGAUAUACAUUUUGCAAUACAUCAAAAUCAGCUAUUGAUCUUCAUGUGUGACAGAUAAAUACACAGAUGGGUUUUGACAUUAGCAAACAUUCCCCUCUGUGAAUUUAAGACCCAUUUUCAUCAUCUCCCAGACACACUGAGGUCUCAUUCUCUACAGUGAAGAAGCUGACCUUUUGUGAGAGCUAAAGAAAGCAAAGACUAUGUUGUUUUUCGCAGCUUAAUCUAUCACUCGCCAUCCCCUUUUCCCGUAGCUAUUACUCACGGAACAAUGAGUGGCCUUGUUGCCGCUAUACUGUAGAGGUGAGAAGUCUCGGCUCGGCUGUUGUGGAGUAUAAAGUAUGAGAAAUAUGUACCGAGUUGUUUCUGUUUCAAAGAUCUAAAAGUGAAAUAUCCAUGUGACAUUUUUUCAUUCAUAUCCUUUGCAAUAAUACAACACCAUUGCCAAGACUCAGCGCUCUACUGUAUAAAGGGACCUUGUUAGCGUAGUGUUUUGUCCACAGACUGACUUACAACUGGACGGUGCUAAUGUAUGUCAAUGGUUGAUGAUGAGAUACGACAUUGGCAUGUGCUCCCACUACUGACUGCUGUUCAAAAUAUUGAUACAAACAUCAAUAAAUGUUUAAAUAUUGCUGUAUUAACAGGUUUCAUUGUGUUAAUGAAAGACAGAUAUUUAAGAGGAGGCAGCUAUGACGCUGUGAUUGCUGUUUGGCGAUGCUCUAGUUGACGAGAUUAUGAUCAUGAGGGCAUCGUGUCAAGUUAAGUAAGUUUAUUUAUCUGGGCACAAGCUUGUCCCAGAAGGCUGUACAGUUUCCAUUGCAUCUGACAUUCAUCCAUGGACUUAAAUAUAUAAGGGCUCUGACAGUUUGAGUUGUGAACCACUAGAGGGAGACAGAGAUUUUCCAUUUGCAGUGGCUGAGGCUUGACAUUCAGUUUUACAUGUCAAAUAAUCCUGCUGUAUUUUAAAAUUGGAUCCAGUUGAGGCAGUUUGGUCUCACCCAACACUCAAAGUGAGCAUUCCUUAAUAGCAGACGAUACUCCGACCGAAUGUUAUUGCAGUGUGAUGUUUGUAAAGAUUCAUUUUUGUCACCUCUGAACAUUUCAGGCCGUCACAGAUCCCUGUCAGCUCUAAAUAAAGAUGUCUGAUAUGUGCUGCAUU